CGACGAUUCAAGAUGAAAGUAAUCAGCGCUGCAGUGCUUAGCGCCGUGUUCUGCACGGUUGUGUCAGCGUCUGUGACAGUCAAAGAGGAACGCAGGACAGCGUUCUUUGGGGAGGACAUUCACAUGGAUGUCCCGCCUGGAAAUGCUGGAGAGGUCGUGUUCAAACCCAGGACCAAUCAGUCCUCUGAGGUGGUUCUGAUGCGAAGCGGAAAGGUGGUGAACCCACGGGGCCGCCUCAACUUCCUGGGCCAUCUGGUGCUGGACGACGUACAGGAGGAGGACGAGGGCGUGUACGUCAUCAAGAACAGCAACAACAACAACACAGUCAAGCAGCUCAUCCUCAUGGUUCGGGACUGUGCCUUGGAGCAAGUGGUGAAGUACGGAGAAACCUUCUCCAUCCACCUCAACCACGUCGAAGGCCCCAUCACCCUGGAGUUCAGGCCCAGUCUGAUUCAGGCCAAUCAAACCGAGAUACAUCAAACUACAGAGCCUCCGCCCGUGGUGCUGUACAACCAGACGGCGGUGUCAGCCGAGGAAUACGUGGGCCGCCUCAGUGUAUCGGAGAAACUGGUGACGCUGCACUUGGUCCGGAUGACGGACGAGGGGAGCUUUACAGUACUGGACCAUGAGGGCAAAAUCAGGAGGAGGAACUGUCUUAAUGUCAGAGAGCACCAGGACUUCAUGCGCCUCUCCUACGGAGGAAACCUAAAGAUGAAACUCUACCUGCACCACUCCAACGUUAACAUCGUCUACAAGCCCAAAUCAGACAAUAAGGACCGAGUCAUCCUGGACCAGGGGGUUCUGAUGAUGCCACUAGACCCUCUGCUGGAGGGCAGGCUGAGUGUGAAGGGGUCGGAGCUCUCUGUGAAGAAGGUCCAUAUGGCAGACAUGGGUGUCUUCAAAGUGACAGACCUCGCCGGGUUUCCUGUGGCUAAUGUCUACAUAGAAGUAAAGGCCUACAAGCUGCCGCCCCUGACUGUGGCCAUUCUCUGCAUGCUGUGUCUGAUCGCCUUCAUGCUGCUGGUGUGCCUGCUGUCCUGCCUCUACAAAGUGCACAAGAGGAACCAAAAGAACAAAAAGCUCAUGCUAAUUGCGCAGCAGGCUGGCAAGGGCGACGGCGACGCUUUCAGACAGGUGGUCAAUGAGGUGUACACCAGGUUCACUGAGGACUCUCUGAUGCAGUCCGUGUGUGAAAAGCCAACGGAGAGCACAGAGGUCACCAUCAAGGGCCUUGAGGUGUCUAAACCAGGCCGCUACCAGGCUCUUACCUCAGACAACUUUCUGGAGAUGAACGACUCUGGAGUGGAGUUCUCCAUCUCCGGUCUCCCACUAGACAGCGACACUGAUGCCGGGAUGACCUACGCCUCCCACAAACCCCUCCUGAGCGCCGUCUCUCCAACAGCCAUGACCAGUGGAGUUCAGUCAGACAGCCAGGAGGCCACUGCCGUCCCUGAUGGCGACCUCAGUGCCAGCCGGACCCCUGACUCUGCCAUGAGCGCAAGCCCUGCAUCCAAUCCUCGCUCAAUUGCAGCAGCGACCCCUGAUGGCAGCCUGUGUGGUCCUGCAUCGCCAGGAACAGCCUCCAGGGGCACUGCUGGGUCAGAUUCAGCCAAGACAGACGAAGGGGCUGAAAGUGGAGAAGUUGGGCAGAAAGAGGAAUCAGCUCAGAGCACCUGAGAGGAUCGACCACAAUGUUUUUUAAAUCUCUUCAUCAUAUCUCCUCAUACAGUAAUGACAUCCACUUCUGGCUCUAUCAUAUAACCACCACCACGUCCUUGAUCACUGCACUGAAAACAUCACAGACAAAAUAUAUUCAUCACUUAGAGCUGGAUGUCAGUGCAGCCCAGGAUAAAAAUAAUAAAAAGACAGUUGCAAAAAAAAACCCAUUGCAAAAUGAAAUGCACUAUGCACUGAAAAAUUUGAUGCAAAAAGUAAACCUACUGUAAGCUCUAUCAAAAGAAGAACAAAGCAAUUUUGUGCACAUGGAAAAUGCAUGCAUUUAAAUUAAACAUUAGAGUAGAUACCAUAGUUGAGAUCUGCAGGACAAUGCUGAUGUUAGAGUAGAGGGACUGCAUGCAAACCUGAACGGACUAAAGAAGCACAGGCUCCGAAAGAAGUUGAUGUGAAGAGCGUAAAACACCUAAUUAGGAUCAAAUGAUCUCGGCUCCUGUCGAAAAGGUUGUCAGAAAAAAUGAAGGGGAGUUUGUCAGUUUGUCAGGUUGAGUCAGUUUGAGUCAGACCAAGGCGACCGACCACGACGGCACAGAGCAUCUCCCCCCGUUAGAGGCAAAUCUGAAUGUGUUGCCUCUGACUGUACUUUUGUCUGCUCUCACCUGAAGCUGUCGGGAUUGCAUUUUUAAGACAUAAUCUAAAAAGAACAGUGGAAACAGCCACCACAUCUCACUCACACUAAUGAUGACGUGCCAGAGAAACCCCCCAGAGGAACGACAGCAAACUGUAGAAACGAGACCUCGUGUGUUUUUAUUUCUUCAUCCCGAUGGAGUUGUCACAAACCCUGUCAGAGCAAAGCAGAACUGGGGGAGGGACACUCCCAGGACUUUUGGAACAGUUCUUGAGAGCGUAAUUGGAUUCUUGGCCUCUUUGCAGAGGGACAGAUUCACGGACGCCUUUAUAUUUAGAGUGAGGAGCGGUGAUAAAAGAGACGACAGUGAUGGAACAGGGUGCCGUUCCGGGGAACUGAUAAAUGGCUUGCAUGAUUUAAAGCCUCCUAUUUUCAUCUCGGCCCCCAUCCAUCGCAUUGGAGCUCUGAUUAUUGUUGCCUGGUUGUUUUCCAAAAUGAAGAAGACUGGGAGGACGGAUCAAUCUGUGAUAACGACGCAGCCUAUACAGCUCUGACAGAAUGAGGUGGGUGCAGUAUGUGCGCUGGGGGAGUUUCUUACAAAGCCAACCAACCAUAUUUUACAUUCAGUGCACUGCAUGGAGACAUGAGUCCAUUCAGCCAAUGAAAUAUAGAAAAUGAAAAAGAGGAGGACAUUACCAGAGCAUAUAAAUCCUGAGCUGAUGGUUAAAGUAAUAUCAAUAACUCAUAAAGGCUACUCCACACUUUUACUCAUGGUGCUCUAUGAAUCCAAACCCCUCAUUUAAUUCACCAACACAUAUUACUAUUGACUGUAGCAGCAGUAGUAUAUGUCGUGUGUAUACUAUAGAAAGGUCACAUGUUUACAACCACCUCAGUUUAAAGGAGACAUAUUCUGCUCGUAUUCAGGUUCAUAAGUUAAUUUGUGUUAUUACUCGAAAUUGUUUACAAGCUCCAAUCGUAAGAGAACACACUUUGCAUAACUUUAACAUUUACAAAAAACAAAAUAUAUAACACACAAGAGGAGAGAAACACUGAAGAGGCUUCAUGUGACUCUUUUAAAUGUUUUCAGCUACCCUCAUAUUUAUUAAAGGCAAGAACUGAUCAGGUCAUGCUGCAUAUUUGUUAAUUCAAUCCCUGGGCUACAUCUUCUUAGGGAGAAAUUUGGAAGCGACGCUGUUUUAGUUUUAAAAAUUCCGAGGCUAGAUUUGAGUCUGGACGGGCAGAAACGGAGAUGUUUGGAAACGAUGACGUAGAUAUUCAGUGCUGAUUGGGUCUUUUCUGUCACGACGUAGCAUUUGCUGAUUGAUUAGAUUCAUCAGUUUUGGCUGUAAAACGCAACAUAGAUAAUCAAUUACACGCGUUGCUGACGCUGUUGUCUUUGCUUACAGCUGCAGUUAAAUUCUGGAUGAAGCCUUGGAUAAAAUCAGUAGUCCUGCCUUUUUUGUUUCGCUUCUUUUUCAAGGAGCUGCUGUUUACACAAGGAGAUUUGGGUAAAUCUGCACAUUCACCUGCUGACCGAACUACAAGAGAAAGAUUCUGUUGGAAAGUAAAGAAAGAAAAGACACAAGUGAUGGACCAAAGAAGUGCAGAUGAGAUGAGAGGGUGCAAACAGUGGCACAAGUUCAAACAUAUUUAAAGAGAAGUGCGGACGGACUCAAUUAAAGGAAGCUCCCACAGUGCUAACAACUGCUUUCGACUAAUUAGUUCCCUUAUCUCGCUGUAGAAGGAGCCUUCGGGCUAAUUCAGGUCACAGGAAGACGUUUCACAGAACAAGAGCGAGACAUCUCACGCUGCCGAAGAAACGCCGUUCAAGCACGUCCUCUCCUGCACGGGGUCAAACAGUCUGAAGUACUUACAUUGAGCCCCUGUGCACUUAAAGAGCACAGCACCUUAGGGGGGAAGCGGGGCGGUAUCCAUGGCAACAUUCCUCACGUGCUUCAUCCGCCGAAAUACACCAACAUAUAUUCCAUCACAAUGGUCGUCGAUCGCAUUUAGAUGUCACUGUUAGCAUUUAGCAUUCGCAGCCAUUCGCGGUGUGGCUACCUCACGCUGUACAUGAGUUGAUGUCAAUCUGGGACGUGUGAAAGAAUUACGACCUUUACCUCUGAGUUGAGCUCGUCACACAGACACGUGUGUGAUGUCUGGAAAAGAAAAGCACAAGUAUCGACACAGGCGAUCGCAGUGUGGUGUGUAGUUUGGACGGAGUUAUUAUGAGGGUGUAAAACGACUUACAUGUCACUGAAUUACUGAUUUUAUACGACAAUUUUAUAAGGCAGCGCUUACAUGUUAUACAUAAAUAUACGCAUAUUCCCACAGCUGACUGCUUGUGUCAGGUUGAUUUGAAAAAGCGCUGAUGAGAAGGUUCAAUGGGCAAGUGACAGGUUUAUGGUCAAAGGCUUUUAAUUUACAUCUAAAGCAAUAUUAAUGACAAUGGCACUGAACCCUCACUAACACGCACAGGUCAGUGAGGAAUCUGACAAAGCACUUCGAUCACAUCAGUAUCGGCCGCUCUUAAUCAUCCUUUUUUCCCACUGUUGUAUAUAUUUAAAUAUAUUAUAUGCAUGUUUAUAAUGUGGAAACACUAAUAUGUUUCGUACUGCAAGGCUUAUGCAAGAUUUUAUACAAAACGCUGCAUCGAUCCUUUAACCCGAUGUCCACAGUAGUAGGUGAAGAACUGACACAAAGUGCUGGAGACCCCCCACCAUCCAUCCCAAUCUCAUGUCACGUUUACAUUUUGGUGAGGUCCUUUCAUCGAGGUUUGCCUCAGCUGCGAUGUUGUAUCUGUUGUCGCUUCAGAUGUGUGCACGUUUUGACGUCCUGGACUUAAAAUUGGAUUUAGAUAAAAUAGCAGGAUUUCAUAAAAAGCUGUAAAUCAUGACGCAAUCAUCAAAUAUCCAAGUAAAACCAAACUUAUCAGAAACAUGAACUGUUGAGAACAAACAUCAGUGUGAUAAGAACUACAUAAAAGGACAGAAGCCAUGUUUGAGAAACAUAUAUUUAACGUAUACGUAGAUUUUCCGUGUCCCAUCUGCUAACAGGGAGGAGUCGGGGUUAAUGACCUAUACCGCAGCAAGCCACCAGGGGGCAAUUCAUGUGAGAGUUAAUAAAGUUUGAAAAGAUGGCAACAGAUUCAUUUUCAUAGUUAAUUUAUGAUCUUUGUGAGAUAGAUAUAUUAUAGAGGUGAGGCUGCUACGAUAUGUAAAAAUGAAACGCACCUGGCUUUUGUGAAUAUAUCUUUCUUUUUUUAAGCAGAGAUAAUACGUUUUAAAACCUUGUUUGAAAGACGUUUCUUUUGGUUUUGAAUUGUGACGGGUGAGGAGCGUCCCCUGGAUUUCUGUCUGGUGUCUGCGGGAAUAAUAAAACUGUAGCUUCAGGCAAUCACAGCUGAUGUGAGCUCGGUGAAAGGAUUUAAUUUCUGUCAUUCAGACCUCGCUCUGAUGUUUUCUGUUUCAUUACACAUCACAGCUGCUCAUUCACAAAGCCUCUCAGAACAGAAGUGCUGAUCCGUGUGUGGGCAGAGCAGAUUUAAUAAAAUGUCCUUUCACUUCUGCUAGAUUCGCUCGUCUGUUAAUCUACUGUUCUCCAUAAUUCAAAAGAAAAUAAUGAAAAACCAUGAAACGAUGUCGGCGCUGCUAAUACCUUGGCUCACAAUAGAAAUUUGCUUUCGCACAAAAUAUCAGAAGAACUGUCGAGUGCAGUUUCCGACACAUAUCAAUUAAUUUCUAUUCACUCCGAUGCAAAUCUGUGGCUUUUCCUGUGCUCGGUUAUAAUUGAAUUUAGUCUUAUCUAUGAUUCAUAACGGAUUAAUUGAAAACCUCUGAUCUCUGUCACUCCAAGCGCACUCUUUGAGCACAGUAUUUUAUAGUAAGAGCAUUUUUAAAUCAUAUACAUAUUCUUCUGGACAAACUGGUCCCAGCUCAGCUGCACUUUUACUCUGGGCAAUUUUGUGAACUGACAUGCAAUGCACCCCGUCUGCUUGAACCGUGUUUUAUAAUCACGCAUCUGUCUCCACUGUCACACUCCCAGCACUAAAGAAUGUUUUUUAUAAAAUGGAAAAACAAUAUUCCUAGAAAUAACCAAUAUAUACCUUUCAUAUAAUCAGUGUGUUACUCUGGGAUCAAUGUACGACAUCCCAAGUGCAUUUGCUGGGAAAUAAAUAUAAUCGCACUUCCUUUGAAUGAAUGAAUGAACAUGCUUGAUUACAUUUCAUGGUCAGAACUUUUUGUAGCAUCACAUUUAGCACCAAAAUACUUACUCUGAUAUUAUAGCCUAUAUCUGCUGUCCCAGUGUAUACCUAAGACUUUCUGUACCUGCAGCAUGCUGACCUGUAGAUUGCUUGUGGGACAGCAGGUGGAUGAUGAUAGUUAAUAUAGUAAUAAUAUGAAUUGCACUUCUCUGUACAGCUGGCCUCCUGAGUCCAUCCUCGUGUCUGACCCUGGUUUCCCAUGAUCGCCCCAACACUAGAAACCACAUAUUAGUGGUUCAGCUUAAAGUUGAAGGAGAAUACUGGUGAUUUUUGUUUCUAAAGCAUAACGGAUGUAUUUAUUACCUCCGACAUGCCGGUUAUGUUUUCGCCCCUGUCCGUUUUUUUGUUAGGGAACACGAUUAUGCAAAAACUACAGAAUAAACUUUCUUAAAAUCACUUUCUGUAACAUUUUUUUUUUUGUGGUUUAUUUGAAUUAAGGGCCUCGUCGGAGGUCGGUUAUGUUUUCAUAUUUUUGUGACACUUUCUUUAUGUCCAUCUGUACCAUUCUGGCUGGAAAAGAGAAAAAACAUGAAAUUUGGUGGAAGGAUGCGACAUAGACCGAAAAAGGAACCCGUCGCCAAACAUUAGCAUUGUGACCUUUGUUUGCAAUUUCACCAAUUUCCCUGCAUGGGAUUAAUUAAUGUAUCUUAAUGAAUACGCUCUACUGAGUGCCAUGCUAUUUCUUUUGGGUUCUGCGAUAUAGUUGAGGUAUAAAUAAUAGGCUGUUUUAAACUAUUUACUUCCAAUAAUUAAUUUGAAAUAUCUGUUAAAUGUGAAUUAUGAAACAAGAAGCCUCCAUUUGGCUCAGUCAACAUUUCUGUUUAACUUCUGCUGGAGUUUCGAAAAAAGAAUUUCACUGCACGAUCUUACUCUGAGCAACUUUUGUUAAGUUUUGUUACUCUCACAUUGAAUGCCAUGAUAUCUAUAUCAACUCAAUGUGAUCUACAGUUUCUGUGAAAUCCCAACAUUAAGAACAUCCACUCACUUCAUCGUCACUUGGUUUUAGUUUUGGGAAACCGCAGCGUCAGGGUGGCUCGAGGCUAAAUGUUGGUUUUAACCCAUGACUCAGGCGGGUGAAGUAUUGUCAUUGUCAAUAUUCCUGCUGUUGCUUUUUCAGAAAAACUUAGCUAAACUAUUUUUACAUUAGAAAAAAACGUCACCUUUGCUUUUCACUCGAUCUUGUACUUUAUAGAAAUAUGGGUAUUUUCUAUAAGUCAGUAGUGUCUGUUUGAUUUCUGCGAUAAUAAGGGUAAUGAAUGAUAAAUUAAUAUAUUGGUGUUAGGAAAAUUUGCUUUUUUAUAAUUCGGACUCUAUAUAUUUUGCUUUAUACUGUGUGUUUUUUUUCUGUGUUGUGUUUGAGUUUUAAUUUAGUUGAAUCUAUCACCAAACCUGUGUGUUUUCCUCACUGAGAGUGAAGGGAGGUAUUCUGAUUUAACCUAACUUUUUUAAAUGUCAGAAAUUCUGCUCUGCUCACUGGUUUGUUUGCAUUCAGGUUUUGUAUUUGUAUUUGUUGCUUUCAUUUCAAAAGAAAUCACGUGACUUCUUCAAACGACAUCAGAUUCCAUUUGAUCGUUUUACAAACGUGAGUGAAUCAUUGACUUUUACAAUACUUCACUGCUCUGUCAUGAACAUGAAUCAAUAAUCAUUUAUAUACCGAUAAGACCUUCUGGCAUCCUGCACAGACUUUUGUAAAGCUUCUCUCUUUUCUGUAUUGAAUGAAUUGUUGCAAUUAAAAUAAUUUUAAACAGA
Molecule: messenger RNA, 8315 nt
Organism: Hippoglossus stenolepis (Pacific halibut)
Lineage: Eukaryota; Metazoa; Chordata; Actinopteri; Pleuronectiformes; Pleuronectidae
Exons: 9
Coding region: 13-1677 (554 amino acids)
Source: RefSeq, a predicted model, not a curated record